AUGGUAUACGACCCAAGCACAUUAUCUAAUAUUGACGAAAUACAAACUACUCACAUUGAAUUAAACUUGAAAGUUAAUUUCGAAUCAAAAACUCUCGAUGGAUCUGCUACACUUAGUCUGAUUUCCAUAGCUGAUAAUGUUAGCAAAGUUGUUCUUGACACGAGAAAUCUCAAUGUUAGAUCCGUUUCGCAAGCCAAAACACCACUGAAGUUUCACUUUAGUGACGAAACUGCUUGUUUUGGAAAAGGCUUGCACAUUGAGCUUGAUAAACCUUUAAUUGCUGGUACCGAAUUCAAAUUGGAAAUAGCCUAUAACACCACAGAACAAAGUACAGCGGUUCAAUGGUUAGAACCAAGUCAAACUGUUGGAAAGAAACAUCCUUACCUCUUUACACAAUGUCAAGCGAUUCAUGCACGAUCGCUUUUGCCGUGUCAAGAUACACCAUCCAUCAAAUUAACCUAUAGUGCUAACAUUCAAGUGCACCAUCCUCUUAAAGCUUUGAUGAGUGCUAUUGGGGUUGGUGAAGAGGAUAUGGAUGACAAUAAGUUCAAACUUUAUAAAUUUAUACAAAAAGUAAAAAUUCCCUCUUACUUAAUUGCUUUGGCAGUCGGGAAUUUGAAAGGCAAGGAAAUUGGUCCUAGAUCAACCGUGUGGACUGAACCAGAAGUUUUAGAAGAUGCUGCUUGGGAAUUCUCAGACACUGAAAAAUUUAUUACCACAGGGGAAGAACUUCUGACUCCUUAUAAAUGGGGGAAAUAUGAUUUAUUGGUUCUUCCUGCUUCAUUUCCUUAUGGUGGUAUGGAAAAUCCUUGUUUAACCUUUGUCACACCUACAUUGUUAGCUGGAGAUAAAUCUCUUGUGGAUGUAGUCGCGCACGAGGCUGCUCACAGUUGGAUGGGAAAUCUUGUUACAACAUCAAAUUGGGAACAUUUUUGGCUUAAUGAAGGAUGGACCGUCUUUAUUGAAAGAAAGAUUCUAGGUCGCGUACAUGACGAACAAUUUAGUGAUUUUAGCGCAAUUAUUGCAUGGGGUCUAUUAAAAGAUGAUAUUGAUCUUUUUGGCAAAGACAACCCCUUGACUGCAUUACAACCUGUUUUGAAAGGAAUAGAUCCCGAUGAUUGUUUCUCCUGCGUUCCAUAUGAAAAGGGAUUUAAUCUAUUAUAUUACAUUCAGAAAGUAGUCGGUGGCCCUAAAUUUUUUGAACCUUAUAUGAAGGCUUAUGUUGAAGAAUUUGGUGGUAAAGCAAUCACCACAGACGAUUGGAAAAAUUUCUUAUAUCUAUACAUGGAAAAAAAUUAUGGGACCGAGAAAAAAGCCGCAUUAGAUCAAAUUGAUUGGAAUGCCUGGUUACAUUCUCCUGGAAUGCCACCAAUAAUUAAUGAAUUUGACCAAACAUUUGCGAAAGCAUGUAAUGAAUUAUCUAAAAGGUGGGAUUUGGCAAGAAAUAAUGAAAAUUUUGAAGAAUUCUCACCAAAAGACAUUGAAAAUUUUAUUACGAAUCAAAAAGCAAUAAUCGCAUUGGAUAAAAUCUAUAAUUUAACUUCAGUUCGGAAUUCUGAAGUUCGUUUCAGAUGGCAAAAAUUAUGUUUAUCAACAGAAUAUGAACCAAUAUUUCCUCAUGUGGUUAAAUUUGUAACUGAACAAGGAAGAAUGAAAUACGUCAGACCCCUAUAUAGAAUGUUGAACGGUACCAAGAAUGGAUCAGAUUUGGCGAAGAAAACCUUUAUUGCGAACAGGUCAUUUUACCAUCCGAUCGCGGCGACUAUGAUUGCGAAGGAUAUUUUAAACGAGACCGCCAAAUAA
Funneliformis caledonium is the source of this 1803-nucleotide messenger RNA. The record is from the annotation of a GenBank genome assembly. Lineage: Eukaryota; Fungi; Glomeromycota; Glomeromycetes; Glomerales; Glomeraceae.